Molecule: messenger RNA, 612 nt
Organism: Aspergillus tanneri
Lineage: Eukaryota; Fungi; Ascomycota; Eurotiomycetes; Eurotiales; Aspergillaceae
Gene: EMP24
Product: emp24/gp25L/p24 family protein
Exons: 4
Coding region: 1-612 (203 amino acids)
Biological process (GO): Golgi organization; intracellular protein transport; endoplasmic reticulum to Golgi vesicle-mediated transport
Cellular component (GO): Golgi apparatus; COPII-coated ER to Golgi transport vesicle; endoplasmic reticulum
Source: RefSeq, a predicted model, not a curated record
AUGCGAUUCUCCGCGACAACCCUCCUAGUCACGGCGUUAGGAUGGAUCACCGCUGUGACCGCACACAACAUCCAGCUCCGGGCUCAUUCGCGAGAAUGCUUCCACGAGUCACUUCACAAAGAUGAUAAAAUGACGGUUACGUUCCAAGUUGGGGACCGAGAGUUUGGAGGUAGUGGAAAUUUGGAGAUUGAUUUCUGGGUUGAGGACCCGUCGAAUAACCGUCAAUAUUAUAAGCAAGCUGUCUCGUCCGAAGAUUACACGUUUACCGCGAAAACCGAUGGGAAGUACGUCUACUGCUUUAGCAACGAGGGAUGGACCUCCAACUCCAAGGAAGUGUCGUUCAAUGUUCACGGGAUUGUGUACGUGCCGGAGUCGGAGAUGGAGCAGGAUCCGUUGGAGGUGGAAGUGCGUCAUCUUUCGGAGCUAUUGGCCCAAGUUAAGGAUGAGCAGUCAUACAUUGUCGUGAGAGAACGUGUGCAUCGGAACACGGCUGAGAGCACUAACGCCCGUGUGAAGUGGUGGAGUAUUUUCCAGCUGGCGGUGCUCAUCGGCGAAGGAAUCUUCCAGGUGUGGUGGUUGAAGAGAUUUUUCGAGGUCAAGCGUGUUGUCUAA